Molecule: messenger RNA, 1002 nt
Organism: Lotus japonicus
Lineage: Eukaryota; Viridiplantae; Streptophyta; Magnoliopsida; Fabales; Fabaceae
Exons: 4
Coding region: 227-736 (169 amino acids)
Source: RefSeq, a predicted model, not a curated record
AAGCUGCUAAGCUGGCUUGACACUUGAAAGGCCUUAAACUAAGGGAAACCCCAGAGACCAUAAGAAGGAACAGGGGAAGGCAAAAAAAACAGAGCACUGAAGAAAGAAGCCUCAUCAUUUCAAAACCAAAACAAAGCACAAAGAAAAAGAAAAAGAGAAAGGGAAAGAAAGAGAGGAAAAUAAAGAGGAGAAUUCAAAGAAGAAGGGUUUCUAGCUGUUGAACAAGAUGCAGGGUGGUGGUGAACAACAGAACAACCAGUUGGUGGUGCAGAACUCAGGGAGUCUCAGCUUCAGCAGCCAAAUGUCCAAGGAAGAUGAGGAGAUGUCAAGGUCUGCUCUUUCCAAUUUCAAGGCCAAGGAGGAAGAGAUUGAGAGGAAGAAGAUGGAGGUUAGAGAGAAGGUUCAGCUCCAGUUGGGUCGGGUUGAAGAAGAAACCAAACGUCUUGCUACCAUUCGUGAGGAGCUUGAAUCCCUAGCUGAUCCAAUGAGGAAGGAAGUUGCAAUUGUCCGAAAAAGGAUUGAUUCUGUAAACAAGGAAUUAAAGCCACUAGGUCAUACCUGCCAGAAGAAGGAGAAAGAAUACAAAGACGCCCUUGAAGCUUUUAAUGAAAAGAACAGGGAAAAAGUACAGCUAAUCACCAGGCUAAUGGAGGUGAGUGACCUGGUGAGUGAAAGUGAAAGAUUGAGGAUGAAGAAGCUGGAGGAGCUGAGUAAGAACAUAGAUUCCUUGAAAUGAUUCUGCUGCCAACUGCUGCUAAUGACUCUCUGAUUAGGCUUGUGUGGUAUAUGAAAGAUGACAUAGUAGUAUAUUUUAUAUGAAUGUAUGGGUUGGUCUUGUGCUUGUGUAGUUCUGUGGUGUCGUUAUUUGUUUGUUUAACUAGCAUUUGAUGAUGGGACAUUAGCUAGUUUAGGAGGGCUAUACCCUACAAACAAACAGGCUUGUAACUAUAUACUUGCAUUCUGUUGUCAAUUUUUUUACCCUGUCAAUUCUCUUUUCUCUGC